UACCUGCCUUUUCUCUUCUUCUAUCUUCCUUGCCUAUGCAUUGGAAGAGAAGGAGAAAUCAGAAAUCAUGGAGCUAGGCUUGAGCUUAGGAGACACUUCAAGGCCUUUCGUGUUCAUAGAAAGGCCUUGUAAAGCUUCAAACGAAUUGGGGCUAGGCUUCAACACCACCUUAUCAAUUGGUCAAGUUAUUACUAAACAAAGAGAUCAUCAACAUCAAGAACAAGAUGAAACAACUGCAAAGCAAAAUAACAAACACAAUAGUCACAGCACUGAUCAAGAAGGCCAUGAAGCCACAAAUGAAUACCUUACUCCUUCUCUCAAAGCCAAUAACAACGCAGUUCUACCGCUUGAUCUUCUUCCUCACACACCGGCUGUUGCUCCUAUCAACCAUCCUCCACACCUUUCCAUCUCAAACGCAAGGGGCUUAGAUAUUAACCGGGUGCCGACUGUGGCGGCGGUGGAAGUGGACGAUGAGGCGGAGGAAGAGGUGGUGUUGUCAUCAUCCCCCAACAGUGCAGCAUCAUCAAUUCAGAUGGAUCUCUGCAUAUUCAGCAGAGGAAGGAGUAUGAGUGGUGAAGGUUAUGAUCAAAGGGGAAGUUCCAAAGCAAGUGAUGAAGAUGAGAACGGUGGCAGCACCAGAAAAAAGCUUAGGCUCUCUAAGGAACAAUCUGCUUUCCUUGAAGAGAACUUCAAAGAACACAACACUCUUAACCCAAAACAAAAGCUUGCUCUUGCGAAACAACUCCAUCUUCGCCCUCGCCAAGUAGAAGUAUGGUUUCAAAACAGAAGAGCAAGGACCAAGUUGAAGCAGACAGAGGUGGAUUGCGAGUACUUGAAGAGGUGUUGUGACACACUUAGAGAAGAGAAUAGAAGGAUUCACAAGGAGAUUCAAGAAUUGAGGGCUUUGAAGACUUCAAACCCAUUCUAUAUGCAGUUACCACCAACCACCUUGACCAUGUGCCCAUCAUGUGAGCGUGUUGCCACUAAUUGCACUGCCAAAACCACUAAUGAAUCAACCUCCAAAACCAUUGGAUUCCCUGUUGGCAAACCCAGGUUUUAUCCAUUUUCUCACACCCAACCACAUACCCACCCCACCAGUCCACAGCAUCUUGAAUUAAAUUAAAUUAAAUUAUGUUAAAGGUACUUCAAGAUGAGUAAUGAGUGCUGCUGCAAGGUGGUGUGGGGCUUGAUGCUUGGAAAUUCUUUUGAUUUUGUACAUAGGGAAGUUCUGAGACAAUGAGAGAUUUUGUUAAUCAGGAGGAAUUCUAACAUUUGGGUUUUGUUUUUUUUCUAGUUUUAAUAUCUCUGCUCAUAUCUUGUUUCUGAUGU
Molecule: messenger RNA, 1329 nt
Organism: Gastrolobium bilobum
Lineage: Eukaryota; Viridiplantae; Streptophyta; Magnoliopsida; Fabales; Fabaceae
Product: homeobox-leucine zipper protein HOX11-like
Exons: 4
Coding region: 68-1123 (351 amino acids)
Biological process (GO): regulation of DNA-templated transcription
Molecular function (GO): sequence-specific DNA binding; DNA-binding transcription factor activity, RNA polymerase II-specific
Source: RefSeq, a predicted model, not a curated record